AAGUAUCGCAAGAAAGGAGGGAAGGAGAAGAGAUGGGUUGCGCUUCCAAGUCCAUGUUCACUCAAGGAACCAUUAUCCAUUUCCGACCUCCACCGCGUCCCUACCUCGCCGCCGCCACGUGGCCCUCUCUUCCAAAGCUCACUCCACUCUUCUCCUCCUCCCUUCAUCUCAACUCACCACCACAAUUUCGCUCUCACGCCCUGCCGCCUCUAACACACUUACUCACCGCACCAACUCUCCCGCCGGCCGCCGGCGGCUCCGACUCCGGCAACAAAAACAACAACAGCUCUGGCGGUGGCGGAUGGAACAAUCCAUUCGACUCAUCCUCAUGGUGGUGGCACGACGACGACAGCGGCGGCGGCGGUUCGUCUCACAGCCUCGUUCUCUUCUCUUCCAUACUCCUCGCCGCCGUGGCGUGUUGCUUCUGCCAGCUCAGGCUGGCGUAUGCCCUAGCGUCGGAGGAGGACGUGGAGUCGGUCUGGGAGGUGAAGGGCGGCAAGUGGACCAAGCUCGUCCCCGAUUUCGUGAGAGACGGCUUUGUCGCCGCUCGCGGCGGCGGCUUGGCUUCAAUAACCUUUGACAACCUUUGGGUGCAAUGCAAGAAUCUCUUUGUGCAAUUGAUGCUUCCAGAAGGUUUUCCUCAUAGCGUGACUAGUGACUAUCUGGACUACUCUCUCUGGAGAGCAGUCCAGGGCGUCGCUAGCCAAGUCAGCGGUGUUCUUGCCACACAGGCGUUGCUAUAUGCGGUUGGAUUGGGGAAGGGAGCUAUACCGACGGCUGCGGCGCUGAAUUGGGUGCUGAAGGAUGGGAUUGGAUACCUGAGCAAGAUUAUGCUGUCGAAAUACGGGAGGCAUUUUGAUGUCAAUCCCAAAGGGUGGAGGCUGUUUGCUGAUCUUCUUGAAAAUGCAGCAUUUGGAAUGGAGAUGCUCACUCCUGCGUUUCCUAAUUAUUUUCUCUUCAUUGGUGCUGUUGCAGGCGCAGGGCGCUCCGCGGCUGCACUUAUUCAGGCUGCUACCAGGAGCUGUUUCUAUGCUGGUUUUGCUGCUCAGAGGAACUUUGCUGAGGUAAUUGCUAAGGGAGAAGCUCAGGGAAUGGUGAGCAAGUUUGUUGGUAUCAUGCUUGGUAUAGCAUUGGCUAACCAGAUAGGCUCUUCUUCAUCUCUUGGCCUUGCGUCUUUUGGUGUGGUCACUUGCAUCCACAUGUUCUGCAAUUUGAAAUCGUAUCAAGCUAUUCAAUUAAGGACUUUGAAUCCUUAUCGUGCUAGUUUGGUAUUCAGCGAAUAUCUGCUUAGUGGCCAAGCACCUCCUGUCUAUGAAGUGAACGAGGAGGAACCACUUUUUCCAGCUGUGCCGAUUCUUAACUUGAAGACAGCAAACAGAGCACAACCAACAGUAUUAUCUUCAAAAGCGAAGGAUGCUGCAGCUGAAAUUGAGAAGAGGCUGCAGUUGGGAUCCAAGCUCAGUGAUCUAAUCAACAACAAAGAGGAUGUGCUUGCUCUAUUCAAUCUAUACAAAGAAGAAGGCUAUAUUUUGACUGAGCACAGGGGAAGAUACUGUGUGGUUCUUAAAGAAACAUCUUCACUACAAGACAUGCUCAAAGCAGUGUUCCAUGUCAAUUAUCUGUUUUGGCUGGAAAAGAAUGCCGGGUAUGAAGCAAAAGGAACUUCCAUUGACUGCAGACCAGGUGGAAGACUGGAAAUGUCUCUUGAUUAUGUGCGGAGGGAAUUCGACAUUGUCAAAACCGAUGGGGAAUUAGCGGGUUGGGUUACAGAUGGUCUUAUUGCAAGGCCUGCACCUAAUAGGAUUCGUCCGGGUUACGAGGCCUCAUCAGUUCCUUGCUGACAUGACUGCAGAUGGUGUUUCAUCAUGGCAUCUCAUGAGAAAUGUGAAAAGAAACCAUCGUGGGAUCCCCAUGCGUUUUCCCUCGAGUUAUUAUCCGCUGCAUUGGAAAGACUAACUUACAGGACACACGAUGUGACAAGAGAAGAGGUACAGUUGCAACAUCGGAUUAAUAUGAAUAGGUUGAUUCGUGUUGGUUAUGGUUAUCAGGAUGCUGAUUUACGCAUAGAAGAGGAAUCUUGACACAGGCCAUUGAUGUCGCAAAUUAGGACAUCAGUUUGGUCAGAAUUUUAGUUUUUUUUUUUUUUUUUCAAU
Molecule: messenger RNA, 2153 nt
Organism: Argentina anserina (silverweed cinquefoil)
Lineage: Eukaryota; Viridiplantae; Streptophyta; Magnoliopsida; Rosales; Rosaceae
Product: protein root UVB sensitive 1, chloroplastic
Exons: 7
Coding region: 33-1841 (602 amino acids)
Biological process (GO): developmental process; response to UV-B
Cellular component (GO): chloroplast envelope
Source: RefSeq, a predicted model, not a curated record